UCAUAACGAGGAAGACUUGAUCCCGAACAAUCGUUUCCAGUGUCGGGAAUUUUUAACAAACUACUUCUACUCGGAUGCUGGUGCAAUUUUCUUUGAAUAGAACAAUCCUGCUACUCCUCCUCUUUUAACUCAAGUUUCUAGAUCCGAUUGAGCGAUGGAGAAAGUUGAGGACAAAAUUCACGAGGCUCAAUAAAACUGAAAACCCUAACUGGGUUUACUAUGGACACAUGUCGUUCUUGGAAAAUUUCAUUAGACAUAGAGCGCCUAGAAAUGCAGUGCAGGGAAACGUAGGUAAUCUUCAAGGCAUCGGUAUCAUUCAACAACCUCGAGAGCUUGUAAGACCUAGGGAUGAACCUGUUAAUUUCAUGAGACAAAGACCACAAGGAAAUUUUAUCAAUCAUUUGGACAACAGAAACGUAGUACAGGGAAACGUUGGUAAUUUUCAAGGCAUCGGUAUCAUUCAACAACCUCGAGAGCUUGUAAGACCUGGUGAUGAACCUGCUAAUUUCAUGAGACAAAAACCACAAGGAAAUUUAAUCAAUCAUUUCGACAAUGGAAUCAUUGGCCAACUUCCACAGUUUCCGAGACCCGAUAUUCAGAAUUAUGAAAGAAAUCCUGGAGUACAUGCAAAUGCCACUGUUAGAGAACAAGGACAAGGAGAAGGUCAAGGACAAAGGCAGGGACAAAGACGAGGAGAAGAUCAAGGACAAGGACAAGAAGGACAAAGACGAGGAUCGUUUGAUAGUCGCAUGGAUUUGGAUAGUCACAUUUUUUCCCGACAUCUGACAGACAUUUGUUGCAAACUGAUACUCCAACUGUCGAUGUUGAUUUAUCAACUGUUGCCUCUUGUUCUGCGGGUGUCUUCCGAAAAGAAGCACAAGGUCCUUCUCUAAAUCUGGCAAAGAAUUGACCCGAACUUAUACUGCAGCUGUUAAUGACUUAUACUCAUCAUCAGAUUGUACUAAUGAUAUUUCGAUUGUUGAUAAUUUUAAACAGGAAAUUU
This is a messenger RNA of Leptopilina boulardi, 1003 nucleotides long. RefSeq lists its product as uncharacterized. The transcript has 3 exons. Bases 228 to 893 code for a protein of 221 amino acids. Lineage: Eukaryota; Metazoa; Arthropoda; Insecta; Hymenoptera; Figitidae. The record is from RefSeq and is a predicted model, not a curated record.